Molecule: messenger RNA, 447 nt
Organism: Sinocyclocheilus grahami
Lineage: Eukaryota; Metazoa; Chordata; Actinopteri; Cypriniformes; Cyprinidae
Product: succinate dehydrogenase assembly factor 3, mitochondrial-like
Biological process (GO): mitochondrial respiratory chain complex II assembly; succinate metabolic process
Cellular component (GO): mitochondrion; mitochondrial intermembrane space
Source: RefSeq, a predicted model, not a curated record
AUGAGUUCAGGAGACACGAGCGCAUUGGCUGAAGAGGUCACGCGCUUCAUGGUGGAAUGGCAGACAAAGACUGAAGUCAUAGCUCAUGCAGCACAUGUAUCAGCUGUUCGGUCUCUAUAUAAGAGAAUCCUGCUGCUGCACUGCUUCAUGCCCAUAGACCUGUGGGCUCUGGGUUAUCAGUAUAUGAAAGAUGAGUUCAGGAGACAGAGCGCAUUGGCUGAAGAGGUCACGCGCUUCAUGGUGGAAUGGCAGAACUACAAAGACACCCUACAGACACAGGUGCUGGAAGCGGUGGGAAUCAAGAAGUUGGCAUUUGGUGCUGAUUUAUCAGAAGAGAAACUCAAAGACUUUCAAGAUGAGCAGAUCGGACACCUUUACGAGCUUAUGCUUGAGUCCACAACACCCAACCGGCAGUUUGAUAUUCAAGACGAGGGAAUACCAAAGUAA